Messenger RNA from Symbiodinium necroappetens, 438 nucleotides. NCBI's taxonomy places the organism in Eukaryota, Dinophyceae, Suessiales, Symbiodiniaceae. The record is from the annotation of a GenBank genome assembly.
AUGGGGCGCCUUCCAGGUGCUAGACAUGCCGUCUCCUUCGAAGCUUCCAAGAGUGAGGGCUUAAGCCAGAUUGAAGAGGUGACCAACAUGCUCAAGGCCUGUUGCAGGAAGUCUUAUGAUCAACGUUGCUGUAUCAAGAACAUUCAAGACACUGCCAAUAAAGUCGGCGAAUUUGCCAACAAGAUCCGCGGUAUCGAGGUGGAGCUGGGAGAAGCCAAGAAAGCAGCAGAGCAGAUUGUGGGCGCAAACACAGGCAUGGGUGAAUUGGCAAAGGAGGUGGCAACCAUCAAGGCCAAGGCCGCAGAACAGCAGUCAGACCUCAUCUUGGCGAAGGAUGCCGUUGACAAGCUCAUCCCCACCAACGCCGGCAUCGAUUGCAUGGCAUCCUUGCUGGCGGGCAUGCUUGUGCAGUGGCAGUAUGUGUGUCUCAUAAGCUGA